This is a messenger RNA of Lasiodiplodia theobromae, 1755 nucleotides long. Its product is annotated as MFS transporter. Gene Ontology annotation, biological process: transmembrane transport. Gene Ontology annotation, molecular function: transmembrane transporter activity. The coding region runs from base 1 to 1755 and encodes 584 amino acids. The transcript has 2 exons. The record is from RefSeq and is a predicted model, not a curated record. NCBI's taxonomy places the organism in Eukaryota, Fungi, Ascomycota, Dothideomycetes, Botryosphaeriales, Botryosphaeriaceae.
AUGAAGCACUCGGCCAGGCCCGACCUGGAGCAACGCCGCAAGUCGUCUACGCUGCACUACCAGACCUUUCCCACCAAGCCGCCCACCUCGCGCGGCGCUCCACCCUCGCCUGAUGCGUCCUUCGGCCAUCGCCGCGGCGAUUCCGACGCGUCUGCGCAACACCAUGAGUCGCCGCUUCCCAAGAAGCAGCUCGCCGUGCUUGCCGUCAUCGCGCUGGCCGAGCAAACCGCUCUCAACUCCAUCAGCCCGUAUCUGCCCGAGAUGACAACCACAUUUCCUGGCGUGACAGAAGACAAAGUAGGCAUCUACGUUGGCUUGAUAGCGUCGUCGUUCGCUCUGGCGCAGUUUGCGACAAAUUUCUUUUGGGGCUGGCUGUCAGACCGCAUCGGCCGCAAGCCAGUCGUGCUGCUUGGGACGCUUCUGACAAUUGCGUGUUUCAUAGCCUUCGGGUUCUGCAAAACGCUGUGGCAAGCCAUAGUUGUACAACUCUUCAUGGGUCUUGUGAAUGGCAAUCAGGGCGUCGUUUCAACGUGCUUGGGCGAAAUCACCGAUCGGAGUAACCAGAGCCGGGCCUUCACCUACCUGCCCGUGGUCUAUGGCAUAGGAGGCAUUACCGGGCCCAUCGUAGGAGGCCUGCUCGUUUUCAAGAAGAACCCCUUCACGGGCAACAAGGCCCGGUAUCCCUACUUGGCGCCAAACUUGUUCUCGGCAGCCAUUCUACUUGUCGACAUGAUCCUUACCAUGCUAUUCUUGGAGGAGAGUUUGGAAGGAGCCAGAGACCUGCCGCCGCUCGGACAGAGGAUCGAGAAUCUCUUCGCCUGGCUGUGGCAGUUUACGAGCUCCACCCGGCCGACUUACAUCCGCCGAGUUAUGGGCAAGGGUCGUCGCCGCAACAGCUCUAGCACGCACGCUGAUGACGACGAAGACGACGCCUCAGAUAUUUCUCAAGAAUCUGCUCCCACUCUUCUGCCAAAUGUGUCCAAUGGCGAGAACUUGACGAGGCGAGAAGUCCUCAACAGGGAUACACUUCUCCUCCUCCUUACCUUCCUGAUCUUCCAGUUUGCUAAUAUCUCCUACAAUUCCCUGUAUCCCAUCUUCGCGCAAGCGCCCCCACCCACUGGUCGCAGCUUGAGCACGGAAGAGAUCGGGGUUUCCCUAGCCUUCGCUGGAGCUAUCACGAUCCUGUUUCAGAUCGGUAUUUAUGGAAAGCUAAGAGAGAAGAUGGGCAACAAGACCACAUACAGAGUCAGCCUUGCCGCCUUUGUGGUUGCGUUUCUGCUUAUGCCCUGGGUCGGCUACAAAAACGGCGAAAAUACGGGCGCGGGUCUUGGUCGCGGGAAGACCAUCAUGUGGAUCGAGCUGGGAUUCGUGCUCAUUGUGAAGACGGUGGCUGCCGUCGGCGGUUUAACUUCAGCCCUGCUCCUGAUCACCAACUCCGCCCCCGACCACGCCGUACUUGGCACACUCAAUGGCCUGGCUCAGACUCUUUCCGCGGGUGGCCGUGCGGUUGGGCCUUUCGUAUCUGGGAGCUUGUUCUCUGCUGCAACCCGCAUCAAACCAAAGGGUGAGGCUAUGGCUUUCGGCAUCUUUGGCGGAAUAACUUUCGUUGGAUUCCUGCUUAGCUUCGGCAUUAGAGGCGCAGGUCUCGAAUCUGAAGGAUUCGACGAGGAACAGAGCAGUGAAGCGGAUGAUGAUGCAGAUGACGAAGACGAAGAGAGCUCAGAUGAGAGGUCAGGAUUGCUUCGCGGGAAGUGA